Molecule: messenger RNA, 2281 nt
Organism: Anguilla anguilla (European eel)
Lineage: Eukaryota; Metazoa; Chordata; Actinopteri; Anguilliformes; Anguillidae
Gene: isl1
Product: ISL LIM homeobox 1
Exons: 6
Coding region: 288-1355 (355 amino acids)
Biological process (GO): positive regulation of transcription by RNA polymerase II; axonogenesis; neuron fate specification
Cellular component (GO): nucleus
Molecular function (GO): cis-regulatory region sequence-specific DNA binding; DNA-binding transcription factor activity, RNA polymerase II-specific
Source: RefSeq, a predicted model, not a curated record
UAGCCACUGCAGCACAUACAGAGAGAGAGAGCGAGAAAGAGAGAGAGAGCGAGAAAGAGAGAGAAAGAGAGAGAGAGAGCGAGAGAGAGAAAGAGAGCGAGAGAGAGAGAGACCCCUUACUUUCAACGCGAACAAUACUACUUGAAGCAGUCCUGCAGCGCCCUGUACUCAGCUAUUACCGCUCCACCGCAAUUGCGGGAAAAAAACGGAAGAAAAAAAACAAUUCCGGCAUAAAACUGUUGCUCUUCGUUUCUAAAGUGGACCUAACACCGCCUUACUUUCUUGACAUGGGAGAUAUGGGGGAUCCGCCGAAAAAAAAGCGCCUCAUUUCGUUGUGUGUUGGGUGUGGAAAUCAAAUACACGAUCAGUAUAUUCUGAGAGUUUCUCCAGAUCUGGAAUGGCAUGCGGCGUGCUUGAAAUGUGCAGAAUGCAAUCAGUAUUUGGACGAGUCAUGUACCUGCUUUGUUAGAGAUGGGAAGACGUACUGUAAAAGGGACUAUAUCAGGUUAUACGGGAUAAAGUGCGCCAAAUGCAACAUUGGUUUCAGCAAGAACGAUUUCGUCAUGAGAGCUCGCUCCAAGGUGUACCACAUCGAGUGUUUUCGGUGCGUGGCUUGCAGCCGACAGCUUAUCCCUGGGGACGAGUUCGCUUUGAGAGAGGACGGCCUGUUCUGCCGGGCCGAUCACGACGUCGUGGAACGUGCAACAAUGGGAGCCGGAGACCCUCUGAGCCCUUUACACCCAGCAAGACCUUUACAGAUGGCGGAACCCAUAUCUGCAAGACAGCCUGCGCUUCGGCCGCAUGUUCAUAAACAGCCGGAGAAAACUACCCGAGUCAGGACGGUACUUAACGAAAAACAGCUUCACACCUUGAGAACUUGCUACAACGCUAACCCCAGACCGGACGCUCUCAUGAAGGAGCAGCUGGUGGAGAUGACGGGCCUUAGUCCAAGAGUCAUCAGAGUUUGGUUUCAAAACAAGCGCUGCAAGGACAAGAAAAGGAGUAUAUUGAUGAAACAACUCCAGCAACAGCAACCCAACGACAAAACGUUUCUUUGGGGCUAUCUGCAGAAUAUCCAGGGGAUGACAGGGACUCCAAUGGUGGCAGCCAGUCCGGAGAGGCACGACGGCGGUUUGCAGGCAAACCCGGUGGAGGUGCAGAGUUACCAACCGCCUUGGAAAGUUCUGAGCGACUUCGCACUGCAGAGUGACAUAGACCAGCCAGCGUUUCAGCAACUGGUCAAUUUCUCGGAAGGAGGGCCAGGUUCAAAUUCCACUGGGAGUGAAGUCGCGUCAAUGUCCUCUCAACUACCAGAUACACCGAACAGCAUGGUAGCGAGCCCUAUAGAGGCAUGAGCGACGUGGACUAUUUCUGCUUUCAAUAUCCCUAAAAAACGAGGUGCUGGAGAGAGAAAAAAACGGACAUAUAUACUGGUUUGCGCCCCGGGUCAAUAUCUGAAAAGUACCACACAUUAAACUGCACGAAGCCUCUUUAUUUAAACAACCCCUGGUUGUAUUUUUACACUGUGAAGACAAUCAUGGGAUUUACACAAGCUGAACCGUACCUCUGCCUACAUCCAAGAAGUCUUGCUACAUAUGAGAAGAUGCCGUGGUGUAAAUUGUGUGAGUUGCUGGCAAAGUAAAAUUUUCUGCGUAUUUGACAUAACAUGGAUAGAUCUCGCGUCAUCAUGCUGGCGCUGCCUGAUGGAAUUGAAUCGGUGACCUUUUUGCCAAAAAAAUCAAAAGAAAAAGAAGAGUGUGAAGGAGUUCAAUGAUUCCCAUAUACUGAUGGACCUCGAGAAAGACCGACGCCUUCAAAACGUAGCCUAGAGGAAGUGGUUUCUUCUGAGAUUCAGAUGCCCGCAUUGCUGUGCGCAAAGUUUGACGUUAGGAACCAAUGACUUGUAACCCAGUUUCAAUAAAAUAGCUGGUUCCUGACUUUAUUAUCUCCGAAAAUGAACCCUGGAGGAUUGCAGAAACUUCUUUUUUUCCAUGUUUGUUUAAUUCUGUCCUUAAAAGCCCAAGUACUAAAACAUUGCAACAAGGUAUACCUCUAUUUUGCCACAAGCUUCGUGGGAACUUCGUGUGUGUGAGUUUGUGUCCGUCCAAGAACUAUUUUUUCCCAAAGAUGUGUAUACUUAUUGGUUUAAAAAAACUGUUGGUUAGCUCUGGAAUUUUUUGUUCCUGUACUACAAAAAUAUAUAUAAUUUAUUAUUUAUUGUCAAAAGACUUGCCACUUUUCAUGUACUUUUGUUUGCUGAAGUAAAAGAAGAAAGAUUGUA